Messenger RNA from Phragmites australis (common reed), 3154 nucleotides. Its product is annotated as ABC transporter A family member 2-like. The transcript is spliced from 16 exons. Gene Ontology annotation, cellular component: intracellular membrane-bounded organelle; membrane. Gene Ontology annotation, molecular function: ATP hydrolysis activity; ABC-type transporter activity; lipid carrier activity. The record is from RefSeq and is a predicted model, not a curated record. Gene Ontology annotation, biological process: transmembrane transport; lipid transport. Lineage: Eukaryota; Viridiplantae; Streptophyta; Magnoliopsida; Poales; Poaceae. Bases 54 to 2933 code for a protein of 959 amino acids.
AAACCGCAGACUCGACCUCCGAACUCCGACCAAGAACUCCUCCGCCUCCGGCGAUGGAGCUCCUCAGCGGCGGCGCGCUGGCAUGGCAGCAGUACCGGUCGCUGCUCCGCAAGAACUCUACGCUCACCUGGCGCCACCGGCGAUCGGCGGCGCUGCAGCUCUUCUCCUCGCUCGUCUUCAUCUUCCUAAUCUUCUGCAUCGACCGCGCCAUCCGGUCCCGGUUCUCCUACACCACCGCCUACCGCAACGUCCCCGACCCGAAGCCGCUCGUGGCCCCGCCCAUCCCGCCCUGCGAGGACAAGUUCUUCAUCAAGUCCCCCUGCUACGACUUCCUCUGGAGCGACGGCGGGAGCGCCCGCGUCGCCUCGCUCGUCGACGCCAUCCGGAGGAACAACCCCGGCCGGCCAAUACCCCCCGAGAAAGUUUUAGGUUUUAGGACUCCAGAUGAAGUUGAUGCUUGGCUUUUUCAAAAUCCGAUGCGCUGCCCUGGUGCUUUACAUUUUCAAGAUAUAAAUGCCACUCAAAUAAAGUAUGGUAUUCAGACAAACUCCACUCCAGUAGCACGGAGGGGGACAUAUGAAGAUCCCACGUUCAAGUUCCAGAUACCUCUUCAAGUUGCAGCUGAGAGGGAAAUGGCAAGGCUGCUCAUUGGAGACCCAAAUUUUAGCUGGACCGUGGGAUUUAAGGAAUUUGCUCACCCAGCGACAGAAACAUUCUCCACUAUUGCUCAAGCAGGGCCAACUUUCUUCCUUGCCAUUGCAAUGUUUGGAUUUGUUUUCCAGAUCAGUGCCUUGGUGACAGAGAAAGAACUUAAGCUUCGUCAGGCUAUGUCUAUCAUGGGGCUCUAUGAAUCAGCGUAUUGGCUAUCAUGGUUUACUUGGGAGGCCUUGCUUACGUUACUGUCAGCGCUUUUUACUGUGCUUUUUGGGAUGAUGUUCCAGUUUGACUUCUUCCUGAAUAAUAGUUUUGGAAUCUUAUUUCUGCUGUUUUUCCUCUUCCAACUGAACAUGCUUAGUUUUGCCUUCAUGAUAUCGACAUUCGUAACGAAAGCAGCAUCAGCUACUACUGUUGGAUUUGCAAUAUUCAUUAUUGGCUUCUUGACACAGCUUGUUACAACCUUUGGGUUCCCAUAUUCAAGUUCCUUCCAAAAGUCUUACCGGACAGUAUGGUCUUUCUUUCCUCCUGAUGUAUUUGCCCAAGGCCUCAACAUCCUAGGUAAGGCAACAGCCACUCCUGAAGACAAAGGUAUCAGCUGGAACCAGCGUGGGAAGUGCCAGUCUUUUGAGACGGAUUGCGUCAUCACUAUUGACGACAUCUACAAAUGGCUUAUCUCCACAUUUUUCUUGUGGUUUGUGCUGGCGAUCUACUUUGACAACAUAAUUCCAAAUGUCAAUGGUGUUCGAAAGUCAGUGUUCUACUUUCUCAUGCCUUCCUACUGGACAGGAAAAGGAGGCAAGAUGCGAGAGGGAGGCCUCUUUAGCUUUUUUGGUUCAAGCCGUCCGGCAGAUGAUGCUACCCCUACUGAUGAGGAUGUUCUUGCUGAGGAAAACCUAGUAAAGGAACAAGCUGCAAACAAUGAGGUAGAUGGUGUUGCAGUUCAAAUACGCGGUUUGCGGAAGACAUAUCCAGGAAGUUUCAGUAUGGGUUGCUGCAAAUGCAGAACAACUAAGCCAUUUCAUUCUGUCAAAGGCUUAUGGGUGAACCUUGAGAAGGACCAACUGUUUUGUCUUCUUGGACCUAAUGGGGCUGGUAAAACAACUACAAUCAGUUGCCUGACUGGAAUCACACCAAUUACAGGCGGUGAUGCAUUGAUUUAUGGUCAUUCUGUUCGAAGCACUGCGGGGAUGUCAAAUAUUCGUCGGAUGAUUGGAGUCUGUCCGCAGUUUGACAUCCUGUGGGACGCAUUAACAGCUAAAGAGCACAUGGAAUUGUUUGCUAGCAUCAAGGGAUUGCCUCCAGUAACAAUUAAAUCGGUAGCAGAACAAUCAUUAGCCCAAGUGAAGCUCAGCCAGGCAGCUAAUGUUAGAGCAGGUAGCUACAGUGGAGGAAUGAAGCGCCGGCUAAGUGUUGCCAUUGCUUUAAUUGGUGACCCAAAAUUGGUCUUUCUUGAUGAACCGACUACUGGCAUGGAUCCAAUAACAAGGAGGCAUGUCUGGGACAUCAUAGAGGAUGCAAAGAAAGGAAGAGCCAUUGUCUUGACCACCCAUUCCAUGGAGGAAGCUGAUAUUCUAAGUGACCGGAUAGCUAUCAUGGCAAAGGGGAAACUGCGAUGCAUUGGGACAUCAAUAAGGCUGAAGUCGAAAUUUGGAACUGGAUACAUUGCUAAUGUGAAUUUCUCUGGAAACGGUCACAUGCAAAGCCCUAACAUCAACAGCAACACCGAGGCACCAGUUAAUCCUCACAUUGAAGCUGUCAAAUGGUUCUUCAAGGAACGGCUUGAUGUGAACCCUAAGGAGGAGAGCAGGACAUUCUUAACAUUUGUCAUCCCCCAUCACAAAGAACCGCUUCUGACGAGAUUCUUUGGGGAGUUGCAAGACAGGGAGGUGGAGUUUGGAAUCUCAGACAUUCAACUCGGUCUCACGACACUUGAAGAGGUCUUCCUGAACAUUGCAAAGCAGGCAGAGUUGGAGAGCUCUACAGCUGAAGGCACCCUGGUGACUCUAAACCUAACAUCAGGGGCAUCGAUUCAGAUUCCGAAGGGUGCUCGUUUUGUUGGUAUUCCUGGAACUGAGACAGAAGAGCAUCCAAGAGGCGUCAUGGUUGAGGUUUACUGGGAUCAGGAUGACAAUGGAUCACUCUGCAUUUCCGGCCACUCUGAUGAGAUCCCUGUGUCAGCCAAUGUUGAGCUGAGGAGGCCGCCCUCGCUGUCUCGUAGGGCCUCGAUGGGCCGUGGAGGUCCAGUCGGGUACAUCAUUGACCCGAACCAGGUCUAGUGAACAAGAUGAGUCUGAGUGCGAAAUUUGGAUUUGUUUUCAUGUAAAUUAUCUUAGGCGUGUUGAAACAUAUAGAAAUGCUUCUAUACAUGUUUUGUUUGUACUAGAACUUAGAGCAUGUUAUCUUUCUGUGUUAUGGUAAAGAAGUGUUUGGUGAAAGAUGUUAAGUACAUAGGAUAACAUAUUAUCCUGGUAUGGUAAUAUAUUAUGUUGGUAUGGUA